Molecule: messenger RNA, 1469 nt
Organism: Siniperca chuatsi (mandarin fish)
Lineage: Eukaryota; Metazoa; Chordata; Actinopteri; Centrarchiformes; Sinipercidae
Gene: ved
Product: ventrally expressed dharma/bozozok antagonist
Exons: 3
Coding region: 261-1088 (275 amino acids)
Biological process (GO): neuron projection morphogenesis; central nervous system development; endocrine pancreas development
Cellular component (GO): nucleus
Molecular function (GO): sequence-specific double-stranded DNA binding
Source: RefSeq, a predicted model, not a curated record
UGGGAGGGAAGGGAGGAUGUGUGCUUUGAUCUUGGGGCUGAGGGAGUUUGAAAUGAGGAGGGAUGACCCCUAUAAAUACAGACAAGCUGUGAUGAGGGGGCCAGUUAAAACUCUCCCAGCACCAGAACAGACCGGCAAACUCCUGAGAAACCUUUUCCUGCACUCUGGACAGAACUUUUCAUUCUGGUUUUUCCAUCUAAAAACAAAGGGAUAUACUUCUUCUGGCCUCUUUCAGGACGAAACUUCAGGACUCUGCAGCCAUGAGGGGACAUUUUUCUAUCGAAUGGAUGGCCCAGAGCAGCCAGCCGGCAGGGACAGAGACCGUCUCUGCCUGCGGGACGCAUUCAGAGAGUCUGCCGGGUUUUUACUGCAGACAAAAGUCUGAAAAUUUAGCCGAGCAGCAAGAAAACAGGAGCCAGGGCCUCGAUGCUUUCGGUCUGAGCACUCUCCAGCACCAAACCUCUCACGGCAGUCAAGUGACUGAGGCGGGUUUCAGCAGCGGGACGGAGGAGGAGACCUCCGGGUACGAGAGCGAAGGGGGUCAGUCCCUCUCCCCGUCGGCCCCCACCGACUGUGCCUCCACCCCACCAGCGUCCCCUCCGUCGGGGAGGAGACCCCGGACGGCCUUCACAGCGGAGCAGAUCAGCAGCAUGGAGAGGGCCUUCAAGAGGAACGCUUAUCUGGGAACACAAGACAAGGCCGAGCUCUGCAAGAAGCUCAACCUGUCUGACAAACAGAUCAGAAACUGGUUCCAGAACAGGCGGAUGAAGCUGAAGAGGACGGUGCAGGACGCCCUGGCUCACGCCUGCCAGGCAAACGUCGCCUCUCAGUUGAUGCAUUACCCCGAGCUGCAGGCCUACAGGCCGGGGCCCUACCCGAGGUAUCACUCUGCAGCAGCAGCACAGGAGGGCCCGGCUGCCGCCGCCUACGUCCAUCCACACAGCCUGCAGUACAGCUCUCCUCUGCCCAGCGUCUCUACGCUGCCCCUGGACUCUUUUUACCAGUACGGCAGCCUCUCGGGAGUCAUGCUGCCCUCUGCCACGACUCAGCUCAUGGGGUCCUACCCGACUUACCCUCAGUAUUACUGAUACUGCCCCUCAGUCACUGCCUGAUGAGCCUGUGCAGCUACUUUAAUCUUUACUGUUUCACUGAGACAAAAUGAGAUUGUACUGAUUAAACAGUUUGAACAUACAAAUGUUGCUGCUCAUCUAAUCCUGACAGGAUCGAUGCUAAUGGAAACGGAUGGUUUAUAAGAAACAUGGCACAAUUACUGCUGUGAAGCUUGAAUGUUGAUCACGAAUCAAACAGGGUGGUGUGCAAUAUUGUGAUUUGUGUGUGUAUCUCUGCUUACCUGAUGUAUAGUUUGGAUAUAUUUAAAUUUGAAUCUAUGAAGUGUCUUAUUAGAUUUGUGUUGUUAUGUAAUUGUGAAAUCAGAUCAGAGCUAAAAUAAAUUCAUUAUUAAAACGUUA